UCAUGCAACGGCAAAUAUAUAAAAGCCAUACAACUCACUUAAAGAAAAUAGUUCAAGUCCAACAUUGUAAUGUGUGUUGCAGCCCACCUUCUACUUCACCACCUCCAUGUUGUCUUUUCGGAUCAAUCAAGGAAUUACCAGUACAAACAUGAAACCAGCGGUUGUGAUCACGCUAUGCUGGCUGUUAGCACUAUCCGAUUCCCAUGUUCUCGCAGCUCAUAAUUACCUUUACCCAAGUCCUAUCCCGUAUGCCCUGGGCUAUUCCUAUCACAACCCAACAUUGUUUCAUCCAUACACGUACGAUGUUGCCCUGAAAGAGCAAUUAUCCAAUUACCAGAAUGAAGGAGUCGAAAGCGAUGAUGGAGCAUCUUCAAAAUUAGGUGUAAAUGGUGAAACUGUAAAGGAUAGAGAAAAUGGAGUCGAAAUUGUAAAAUUACCAACGUCAAUGCCCCGGACCAAUGGCGACUUAAAGUAUUACACAUUCAGCUAUCCAAUUGUUUAUACUAUCCCAACACCUUUAUCAUGGCCAGCAGCAAGUCAAUUUCAUCGCCAGGAUGAACUAGGGCAAUAUCAUUAUGGAUAUGCAAAUGCUCUGAGUGCAAAAGAGGAAGUAAAAACACUGGACGGCGUGACCCGUGGAUCUUAUUCGUAUAUUGAUAGCAACCACAAACUGCAAACAGUCCAUUACGUUUCAGAUGCAGCUGGCUUUCGAGUCUCAGCCACAAACUUGCCAAAGGAUCCAGAACCUGUGGAAAUUCCAGACUCUGAUGAGAUACGCUUAGCAAAAUUGGAGCACUUUAAAGCACAACAUGAAGCCCUUGAACGUUUGCGAAUAGCCAACUUGGAGGAUGCAAGAAGAGCGGAAAGUGAAAAAAAUUUGUAAGAUUAGUAUCAGGAAGUUUUUCCAGGAUUAAAGUAAAUUAGGUUAGGGAUUCAAUGGUAAUUACAGUCGAUUACAAUCAGUUAAUGAGUUAA
This is a messenger RNA of Hermetia illucens (black soldier fly), 975 nucleotides long. RefSeq lists its product as uncharacterized. Gene Ontology annotation, cellular component: chitin-based extracellular matrix. NCBI's taxonomy places the organism in Eukaryota, Metazoa, Arthropoda, Insecta, Diptera, Stratiomyidae. The record is from RefSeq and is a predicted model, not a curated record. The transcript is spliced from 3 exons. The coding region runs from base 107 to 883 and encodes 258 amino acids. Gene Ontology annotation, molecular function: structural constituent of chitin-based larval cuticle.